AUGGCCCACACAUCCAUACCAAAGGUUCUUCAAGCUAACCUGAAUCGCUGCCGCGCUGCCCAGGAUCUCUUCCUACAGUCCAUGGCAGAGCGCGGUAGUGGUUUGGGUAUCGUGGCGGAACCGUACCGUGUGCCUAACAACCACCCGUGUUGGGCGUCAAGUCGGUGUGGCCUUGCUGCGGUAACGUGGAGGCAAACUGCUAGUCCCGAGCCCUGCACUAAACUAGUGGCGGGCGAGGGUUACGUUGCGGUCAAAUGGGGACAGGUUGUGGUCGUCAGUGUCUACGUCUCCCCAAAUAGGAGUGGGGCUGAGUUUCGGGACAUCCUCAACCAAAUGGAGAUGUGUCUAACUAGGUUUGGUCCCGCCCCGAUUGUCGUGGCUGGGGACCUCAAUGCUAAAUCGGCAUUGUGGGGAUCCCCGGUCACGAAUGCUCGGGGGAGGGAAAUGGAAGAAUGGAUGGCGGAGAGAAAUCUGUUUUCUCUCAACCGAGGGAACAGAUGGACGUGCGUAAGACCCAAUGGGGGAUCCAUUGUGGAUAUCACGAUGGUGAACCCGGAGGGAUUACGCCGAGCCGAGGGAUGGAGGGUGGUUGAGGAUGUGGAGACAAGGUCGGACCACGAGUAUGUGGAGUUUUCCCUCCUGGCUACCCAUCGCGAUAUCGUGGGACGUCGACGAGCAGCGCGCGAGAAAUUUCCGCGAUGGCAGUGGCGUAAAGCGGAUCGCGACCUGUUUCGUGCUGCGACGCUAACCGCUCUAUGGGAAGAGGAUGUCCUGCGGAACGCAGUGACCAGCGUGGAAGACCAGGCCGAAAGGAUCGGAGAUAUCAUGAAGCAAGCAUGCGAUGCGGCGAUGCCCCGAUCCAACCCGAUCCUAUGUAAGGGAAUGUAUUGGUGGACGGAGGAGAUUGCCGAGCUACGGCGUUCCUCCGUCCAUGCUAGAAGGGUCUAUCUUAGGGCAAGGGCCCGACAAGACCCCCUGGCAAAGGAGGAAGCUGGCGAGGGCUACCGCUCCGCCAAGCGGGCCCUCUCUAAGGCGGUAAAAGUGGCCAAGGAUCGCGCCUGGGAGGAGCUCCUCCAAACAUUGGAGGAAGACCCGUGGAGACGCCCAUACAGAAUAGUUUUGAACAAACUAAAACCUUGGGCGCCCCCCACGACAGAGUCUUUGGACCCUGAGUUCCUCGAGGAUGUUGUGGAGACUCUUUUCCCCGACGACGCAGAGGAGAGAGUCAAUGGUGCACCCGCCCCGCCUCCCGCGGAGUGGGAUGAGGAGGAAUUCGGGGUCACGAUGGAGGAGCUACAGGCUGCCGCCAGAAGGCUGAAGGCGGGUAAAGCGCCUGGGCCUGACGGCAUUCCUGGAAAGGCGUGA
Messenger RNA from Temnothorax curvispinosus, 1365 nucleotides. RefSeq lists its product as uncharacterized. Bases 1 to 1365 code for a protein of 454 amino acids. The record is from RefSeq and is a predicted model, not a curated record. The transcript has a single exon. Gene Ontology annotation, molecular function: catalytic activity. Lineage: Eukaryota; Metazoa; Arthropoda; Insecta; Hymenoptera; Formicidae.